GCCAUUCAAUUUGUACACAUGCGCUAUGCAAUUUUAACCACACAUGCCAUCGCCAGUCGAUUCAGUACUACAGUAUACCCGGUUUAUCCUACGAAAAGACGGAACGUAUACACACACAUGUGAACUUCGAAAGGAACCCUUCACACCUCUAAAAUCACCUAGAACUUAGAAGCGUCACCUGCAAAGGUGCAUCGGGCUCGAGAGUAAGAGAAGGUGCUCCGUGGAUUAUGCAUAACAACUGAAAGCGUAGACGGUGGAAACAGGGAGGUUUAAACGGGAGAGCGUUUGAUGAGGGGACUGUUCUUAUCUUUGAAAGAGUUGGGACUUCAUACGGAAAGCGUUGUUUAGAUCUGGAGUUGAAAGAGCAGCCGCUUGCUUCAAAUCCCUUCUGUUGAUUUUUCUGUGUCAACCCUUCUCCUAAUAAAAAUGAGCUGACUAAAGUUUGGACUCAUUGCCAGCAAAAUUGUGCUUCUUGUGGAACAAAACAACAAAAGAACAUUCUGUGGAGGCGGCCCGUAGUUUGGAAUGAAAAUCUUCUCAAGCCAAAGAGGGUCACGACCAGACAUGCCGUUGUCACUCGGCUCGGUUUUUGUACUGUGUUUCAUAGCGAGCGCUGGUGCCCUGUCCUGCGGUGGUCCCUGCGACCCAUCUACAUGCCCGCAAGUUGACUGCCGCGCAGGGAAAGUUUACGGGCCCUGUGCCUGUUGCCUGGUGUGUGCCAAACAGUUGGGUGAAUCAUGCGGUGGUCAGUACGACCUGGCCGGACAGUGUGACCAAGGGCUAAUCUGUUCGGUCAGUUUGGAAUUCGGAGAGGCCGUACCGGAGCAAGCUGUCGGAAUAUGCCAAGAAAUGAAACCAGACCUCCGUACGCAAGAGUACGCCGGGUCCGGUUCGGGGCCCCAACUCCUGGGCACGCCGCAAGGGUGCGAGAAACUCCACUCGGGCUGUAACAUCCGACACGGGCUGUGCGAAUGCGACAGUGAUGUGGCAGGGUGUCUGAGCCCCUUUGAAUUUGAGGACCCAGAGGCAUGCGCUGAAGCCUUAGAGUCUGGACAUGCCAAUGGAGGUAAGUCAAGCAAGUUUUUUUGUGGAAUGUUUUAAGACCAUUCUUUUACAUUUGGUGACAAAUUUGAUCACUGUCAUUUAUCAAAUUGUGGAUGGGCACUUGUCUAAUUUCCAAAGAGUUAAACUAGGGACUCU
This is a messenger RNA of Patiria miniata (bat star), 1200 nucleotides long. Its product is annotated as cysteine-rich motor neuron 1 protein-like. Lineage: Eukaryota; Metazoa; Echinodermata; Asteroidea; Valvatida; Asterinidae. The record is from RefSeq and is a predicted model, not a curated record. The coding region runs from base 526 to 1101 and encodes 191 amino acids. Gene Ontology annotation, molecular function: insulin-like growth factor binding. The transcript has 3 exons. Gene Ontology annotation, cellular component: extracellular region. Gene Ontology annotation, biological process: regulation of cell growth; regulation of signal transduction.